This is a messenger RNA of Chinchilla lanigera (long-tailed chinchilla), 3010 nucleotides long. It is a transcript of the gene Znf181, whose product is annotated as zinc finger protein 181. Bases 654 to 2342 code for a protein of 562 amino acids. Gene Ontology annotation, biological process: negative regulation of transcription by RNA polymerase II. Gene Ontology annotation, molecular function: DNA-binding transcription repressor activity, RNA polymerase II-specific. NCBI's taxonomy places the organism in Eukaryota, Metazoa, Chordata, Mammalia, Rodentia, Chinchillidae. The record is from RefSeq and is a predicted model, not a curated record. The transcript has 5 exons.
GUUCCUGGGGUAGAAGGAGAUCAGGCUGAAAGUUACAGGAGUGACUUCCCAGGAUGAUGGUUAUCGUCCUCGAAGCGCUGACUGGAGCGCUAGUUCUCCGAGAGUGUGUAACGCACAGCAAAACGGCCCUCUUAGUGUGAUACAGAUAAAAUGCCCACAUGAAUUUAUGAGAAAUGUCUCGGUCGGUGAGUAACUAUUGUGGCAAUCGGGCCACAGGACAUUCUUGGGAUCUACAGUCGCGUGCAAGUGGGUGAAAAAUACUCAAAGAAUAUAGGAGCUGGGCAGUUUUGCAGCAAGGGUUGGGAUGAGGGAAGACAUUACUAGAAAACAGAACAUCUCCUAAGCUAUCAGCAAAGCCUACUGGGGAGAGGGGGAAAGACGUAUCUGCUGCGCCUCGAAGGACCCGGGAAGUUCUGGUCCCGGCCGCAAGCCUUUGUGGGAAAUGUAGUUUAGCGGCCUGGGCGCCAUUGUUCUUACAACACAAGUAGAGGCUCGCCUUUGAUAUUGCUCGCCCGAGAAAUAUUGUUCACAAGAAGACACCGUGUACUCCCGACGCAUUGCGUGUGUGUCCUUGUCGAUCCGCCGUGGCGAGACUACAGCUCCAGGAGGAGCCUGGAAAGAGAACUGUGUUGACUAUUGCAAAUUGUGAAGUGAUGUGUCAGGUCUCAUUUAGUGAUGUGGCUAUCGACUUCUCUCAUGAAGAGUGGGGAUGGCUAGAUUCUGCUCAGAGGGAUUUAUACAAGGAUGUGAUGGUCCAGAAUUAUAACAACCUAGCCUCUCUAGGUCUUUCCAUAAUUAAGCCACAUGUGAUCUCUUUAUUGGAGGAUGGAAAAGAACCCUGGAUGGUGGAGAAAAAAACAUUAAAAGGUAUGUUUCUAGAUUGGGACUCAAAAUGGGACAACAAGGAAGUAUCAACAAAGGAUAUUUAUGAUGAAGAUUCAUCUCAAGAUGUAAUAAUAGAAAAAAAUUUAAAACAAGAUUGUGAAUUUUCAAAUUUUAACAAGGACUGGGGCUAUCUAGAGAAGAUGGAGGGGAAACGUGGACAUCAGAUAGAACUUUUCAGACCAGUGACCUUCACCUUUAGAGAAAGUCCAGCUGGGCAAAGUGUUUACAAUACAUUUAAAAGCAUCUUCCAUUUAAAUGCUACUCUUUCUGAACCACAGAUAAUUUCUGCUGAAGAGAAAUCACAUAAACAUCAUAGGUUAAAGAAAAGUGUACACAAAAAGUCAGUUGUAAAAAAUGAGAAAAGCAAUGGCAGAAAUAAAGUUUUGGAUUCUAAUGAAAGCGUGACAACUUUUAGCCAGAGCAAAUCUCUUACUCUUCAGCAGACUUACAGUAGAGAGAAGAUCUUUACAUGCAGUGAGUGUGGGAAAGGCUUUGGCAAACAAUCAAUCCUUAAUCGCCACUGGAGAAUUCAUACAGGAGAGAAACCCUAUGAAUGUCGUGAGUGUGGGAAGGCUUUUAGCCAUAGUUCAUCCCUUACUCGACAUCAGAUAAGCCAUAGUGGAGAGAAACCUUACAAAUGUAUUGAGUGUGGGAAGGCCUUCAGUCAUGUCUCUUCACUUACUAAUCAUCAAAGCACUCACACUGGAGAGAAACCAUAUGAAUGUAUGAACUGUGGAAGGUCUUUCAGUCGUGUUUCACAUCUCAUUGAACACCUGAGAAUUCAUACUCAAGAAAAACUUUAUGAGUGUCAAAUGUGUGCAAAGGCCUUCAUUCAUAGGUCGUCUCUUAUUCACCAUCAGAAAAUUCAUACUGGAGAGAAACCUUAUGAAUGUAGUGAAUGUGGGAAAGCUUUUUGCUGUAGUUCACACCUUACUCGACAUCAAAGAAUUCACACUGUAGAGAAACAAUAUGAAUGUGACAGAUGUCUGAAAGUCUUUAGUAGUCUCUCAUUUCUUACUCAACAUCAGAGUAUUCAUACUGAAGAAAAACCCUUUGAAUGUCAGAAAUGUAAGAAAUCCUUCAGCCAUCCUGAAUCACUGAAUAUGCAUUUGAGAAAUCACAUUAGGUUGAAACCUUAUGAAUGCAGUAUAUGUGGGAAAGCCUUCAGUCACAGGUCAUCCCUGCUUCAACAUCACAGAAUUCAUACUGGAGAGAAACCUUAUGAAUGUAUUAAAUGUGGGAAGACCUUCAGUUGUAGUUCAAACCUUACAGUACAUCAGAGAAUUCAUACUGGGGAAAAGCCAUAUAAGUGUAAUGAGUGUGGGAAAGCUUUUAGCAAAGGCUCAAAUCUUACUGCCCAUCAAAGAACACAUGUUGGAGAGAAAUUCAGUAGUGCAUUGAAUGUGGAAAAAUGUUUAUAUACAUGUCAGAAGUCAUAUGAGAGAGAAACUGUAUGAAAAAGUAUUUGUUAUAGUAAACUUUAGCCACAGAUCCUAAUUCAACAUCAGAAAUUUUUUAUUGAAGGAAAAUAUGGAAAGAUCUUCAGUGAUGAUAUAACCUUAUUAUCUGAGUUCAUACUGUAGAGAAACUAUAUGGAGACUGUGAAUGUGAGAAAACCUUUGUCAGCAUCAGUUCUGCAAUUCCUUAAUUAAACGCACAGUAGAAAAAAAACCUAUACAUAUAACAAAUAUGAGAAAUCUGAAUUUCUCAAAGACUUGUACAGGAGGCAAGUUGGAGUAACAUAGAAAAUUAAGUACAUGUGGGAAGUCCUCCAGUUGAAGUACAUCCCUUACACUGGAGAGAAAUCUGACAUAAAUGCAGCUGAGUGUUCACUUAAGGGUUAUCUUGCUAGACAUCAGUUAUAGAGCAACAUAAAGGAUACAGGAAUGAUGUGUAAAUCUUUGCAUUGAUAUUAUUUGCAAACAAAAUUCUGCAGGGGCAGAGACAAACAUAUUGAUGGUAGUAACUUGGAAUUUGAGUCCUACAUAGAAAUGAUUUUUACCUAAUGGGGAUGUCAAGAUACUUAGUCAUGCAGUGGGUACAAUAAACGUUACAUUGUUAAAAAUCAAAGCUGCAAAAGAAUUAUUAAAAUUUUUUGUCUCUAAUAAAAUCAUUUUAUAUAUAA